UCAUUUGGCUCGGUCGGGAAUCGAACUGGCGACCCUCAGAUUACCAGCCCUACCUGGGGCAGGAUCGGCUACCUAAACUCCAAUCUCACCAUCCAAUCAGCAUACUAACUGUCCAAUGUGGAUUGGAUUUAGGCCAAUCACGUCUUUGAGUGAGAAUGGAUACAGCCAAUCACAGCGCUUCUAUCCAUUGUGAGUCCGUUGGAAAACUUACUGUCAGAAGAAAAGUCUGUUGGCUGUCACUGUAUAAGCAUACUGCUUACUAUCAGUACAAACGUACAAGAAAGCAUCAAAAUGAGCACCAAGCCUAAGAGCAAAUAAAUCCAUGGAGAUGGAGAGUGGAUUGCGAGGCUUGGGCAUUUGCUGGCUCAGGGGUUUGGCCUGCUGGAGGAGGCAAUAGACCUGCCCCAAGGCAGCGGAAAUUGCAUGACCUCUAUCAAAAGAUUGAGAAAUGCCCCAUGCAGACUCGUGGACAGACCGCCCUAUUUGGAAGGUCCAUGGUCUGUAAUUGUGGAUUCCAUGCUGUUAAGACUGCCACUCAGCUACCUCAGGCACCACAGUCUGUGGCUUCAGACUUGUCCACUGGUGCUGCAGCCCAGCCUUCUUUCCUGCAGCCCCCUCUGAGUGUGUCAAUGUUCACUAAAUCACGCUUUGGUGGGUCACAGUCUGCCUCAGUGAAGCCCAAUAUUGUAGCAAGGAAGACCCCCAGCCCUGCUUCUCCUCCAUCCUCUGUGAGGACCCCCAGCCCUGCUCCUCCUCUAUCCUCUGUGAGGACCCCCAGCCCUGCUCCUCCUCUAUCCUCUGUGAGGACCCCCAGCCCUGCUCCUCCUCUAUCCUCUGUGAGGACCUCCAGCCCUGCUGUUAGCGCCAGCCUGGAAGUAGUCACUCCGACCUACUCCCCCCUGCUAAUGUGCGCCUUCCAUCUGCGCUCCCCCACCCAGGCCCGGCUCUCCAGUACCAACUGCCCUGCAGCACCGUGGGCCAGGCACGGUUGAAGAGAAAGGUCCCGUCCACAGAUGUGACACCUGUGCCAUAAAGAUGCAUGCCCAGCGUCAGCUCUUCCCUGCUCCACCCUCGGCCCCUCGUCUGUUGGUGCUGGCUCCGGUGACCUCACAGGUGCCUGUCUUCAUUGCUGCUCCACAGGCCCUGGGAGGUAUCUUCCCUGCACCUCCUGCUCCGGUCCGAAAACUAACCCGCCAUGUACCCCACAACACGUGCAAGAAAUGCGGGCAGUUCAGGACAGCCCAGACUGGACACAGUCAGUACAAAGGGACCGUGUACUGCCCCUCUGUAGAGGCUGUUCCCAAGGAGCAGUGGUUGGAGGACAUGAAAAAAAUAUAGAUGCCCCUCUACCCCCCUCCCAGAGGCAUGGACACUGGGCUAGUGCCCCUCUACCC
Hypomesus transpacificus is the source of this 1394-nucleotide messenger RNA. RefSeq names its product leucine-rich repeat extensin-like protein 5. The transcript is spliced from 6 exons. The record is from RefSeq and is a predicted model, not a curated record. NCBI's taxonomy places the organism in Eukaryota, Metazoa, Chordata, Actinopteri, Osmeriformes, Osmeridae. The coding region runs from base 456 to 992 and encodes 178 amino acids.